Molecule: messenger RNA, 1360 nt
Organism: Cadophora gregata
Lineage: Eukaryota; Fungi; Ascomycota; Leotiomycetes; Helotiales; Ploettnerulaceae
Exons: 3
Coding region: 1-1233 (410 amino acids)
Source: RefSeq, a predicted model, not a curated record
AUGCAAGCAGUAUCUUUACUACUCACCUUCGGAGUCAUUGUCGCCAACUCACUCGCCAUGGCUCUUCCUCAACCGAACGAGCAAGGAUCUCUUGUCAACGAGACUAUACAUGCUAUUGGUGAAGAAAUAUCCAAUUUGCAAAGCGGCAAUCUUCACAAGCGUGCCAGCUGGACAGUAGGUAUUCAGAGUAUCAAGAACUCGGCGUCUCUCGGUCGUGACUUCGCAGCCUCAGCCAGAAGUGGUGGCUCGCUCUACGUGACUUUCGCAAACCAGUUAAACGGCAAGUUACAAGCUCAACCAUGGAAUAUGCUUUGGCAAGAAGGAGUUUCGGACUGGUCACAAUAUCCACUUUCUAUCGAUGGCAGCAACAACCAAGUGGAUGGAGGCGUCGCUUCCGUUGUCCGCUCCACAGAUCGUAUGGAGUCGUUCUUUGGGCGAGGAAACGAAAUAUACAGCUAUUAUUUUGUGGCUCAGAAUGGUAUUGGCAAUUGGUUCAGCUCGAGUGAGAAGAAGGCACGGGCGGCUGCUGCAGGGACCAGUAUCUCGGCAGUGUCUCGCGAACCUCGAUCCAUGGAAAUCUUUUACGUCGGAAACAACGGUGACCUUCGCCACUCCUAUUCGAACGAUGAUGGGCAGAAAUGGGUCAUCGAUCAAACUCUGUGGAGUGGUCCAGUCAAUCCAAUCAGUCUCACAAGUAUCACUUCAACCAGACUCGCUCAACUCGCUGUAUUCUGGACCAGACCAGACGGCGCUAUCUGGGGAGCUUGGCUCAACGGUUCGGGCUGGCAAGGCAAGCAGCUUCUCGGCCCCGGAUCCGCUCAUCCUUCAUCUAGACUCACCACCACAACUCGCUCCGAGCUUCGCAUCAACAUUUUCUACAUCGGGAACGACAAGAAGGUUCAUCAAAUUUAUUGGAAGAGCGAGACACCAGGAACAUGGAACACACCCUCCGAGCCGAUCUCUAACCUCGCUGCAACUCCUGGGUCCUUGAGCGCUGUAUCGAUGAACUUCAACCACCAGGAGGUCUUUUUCCUCGGCUCAGACUCAAAGCUCAAGCAUGCCUACUGGACCGAAGCAGCUAAGACUUGGAAGAGUGAGGCGCUGCCUGGAGCGAAUUCAGCUUGUCAAGCAAGUGGAUCUCUGGGAGUCGUCUCGCGUAGAGAUGGGACUAUGGAGGGCUGGUGCAAGGCGACAAGCAACAAGGAUCUUGUUCACUUCUAUUACUAUGCCUAAUGCAGAAUGAGACAGCAAGAUAGAUAUUUACGGAGAUUGAACGGUGAGGUUGGAUCUUCGCAUGUACAGAGGACUUAGAGGAAGAAAUUGAAAAACAGGGCUUUAGAUUAAAUUGUACGAAGUGGGG